Miniopterus natalensis is the source of this 1581-nucleotide messenger RNA. The record is from RefSeq and is a predicted model, not a curated record. NCBI's taxonomy places the organism in Eukaryota, Metazoa, Chordata, Mammalia, Chiroptera, Miniopteridae.
ACACUUCGAGCGAGCACCUAGACCUGAGGGGAGCGAUGCUGUGGUUCCAGGGCGCCAUUCCCGCCGCCAUCGCGUCGGCCAAGAGCAGCGGCGCGGUCUUCGUGGUAUUCGUGGCAGGUGAUGAUGAGCAGUCUACACAGAUGGCUGCAAGUUGGGAAGAUGAGAAAGUUACAGAAGCAUCUUCAAACAAUUUUGUUGCUAUUAAAAUCGAUACCAAAAGUGAAGCCUGCCUACAAUUUUCACAAAUCUAUCCUGUAGUGUGUGUUCCAUCCAGUUUCUUUAUUGGAGACAGUGGAAUUCCCUUGGAAGUAAUAGCAGGAAGUGUUUCCGCAGAUGAACUUGUUACCAGAAUUCACAAAGUCCGGCAGAUGCACUCAUUAAAAGGUGAAACAUCAGUGGUAAAUGGCAGCCAGUCAGAAAAUUCAGUCUCUACUCCAUCCACCUCAUUUGAACCUAACAACACUUCUGAAAACUCUCAGCCCAGAAAUGUAGAGCUUUGUGAGACAACACCCACUUCUGAUACAAAAUCAGAUUCUGCAACAGGAGGAGAGGGGUCAGAUCAUGCCACUUCGUCUCAGGAGCCUAGUGGAUGUUCAGAUCAGAGACCUGCGGAGGACCUCACUGUCAGAGUGGAAAGACUAACGAAAAAACUUGAAGAAAGGAGAGAAGAGAAGAGGAAAGAGGAAGAACAGAGAGAGAUUAAGAAAGAAAUUGAGAGGAGAAAAACUGGAAAAGAAAUGUUGGAUUAUAAAAGAAAGCAAGAAGAGGAAUUAACGAAAAGAAUGUUAGAGGAAAGAAACAGAGAAAAGGCAGAAGAUAAGGCAGCGCGAGAGCGUAUUAAACAGCAGAUUGCACUGGAUCGUGCAGAGAGAGCUGCUCGUUUUGCAAGGACAAAGGAAGAAGUAGAAGCUGCUAAAGCUGCUGCCUUGUUGGCUAAACAGGCAGAAAUGGAAGUUAAGAAGGAGGCUUCUGCAAGACAAAGGAGGUACUUUAUUUUCUACUUAAAUGUCUUUGUUUAUGUAGCAGCUGAGAAGAACCGUGGUUGUAAGCUGCUUUUUAACACUGAUGUGUGCUGUGGCUAUAAUAAGUAGUUCCAGAAGGACAUAUUGACCAGUUUGGCAGCUGCCAGUGAUAUUUGUUAUUGAAUGUGAGUGUUCAAUAUAAUAGUACUAAAUACAGACAGUCCCUAACUUGAUUAGGGACUUGGGUUGGUUCAACUUAGGAUUUUUCAGUUUUUACAAUGGUGUGAAAGCUAUAAGCAUUCAGUAGAAACCGUACAUCAGAUUUUGAAUUUUGAUCUUUUUCUGGUCUAGUGGUGUGUGAUAAAUUCUCUCCUAAUGCUGGGAAGCAUCUCAGUCAGGCACAUUAUCACAAGGUUAAACAACCAUUACUCUACAAUGUAUUCAUUGUAUUAGGUGAUUUUGCCCAACUGUAGGCUUAUGUAAGUGUUCUGAGCAUGUUUAAGGUAGUCUAGGCUAAGCUAUACUAUUUGGUAGGUAAAUUUUCAAUUUACAAUGAACUUUAUUGGGACAUAACCCCAUUGUAAGGUGAGGAACGUCAGUAAAUGACUUUUAAAAAAAA